UGUUCGUGGGUCUGCCCGCACUUGAAAAUGUCAACGUAUAAGAGAACAGCCUACCCUUUUCCUCCCUUCACAGCACCCCUCCCUCCAGAUUAUACAUCUUCAAAAUCUCUCUCUCUCUCUCUCUCUCUCUCUCUCUCUCUCUCUCUAGUACUUGGUGUUGCCAAACUGUGAAAGUCCUUGAUUAACAAAUCAUCCCAGAAGCAAACACAAUUCAAGAAGGUUGUCAAAAUUGUCCAUCAAUAUCUAUUCACUGGCUACUCUAUCAUCCACCAUUUCUUGACGGCCGAAAAAGAAAUAGAAAGAAUCCGCGAAGAGCAGAAGAGAAUCGGGACAUCGGUGGUGUCUCUUCAAUCCUCUCUCCAUAGACGUUGGCACAGGUGGGGAAAGCCGCAUAUUUGCAGCAUAACGGUCAAGAAGCAAUGGAAACAACGGAAAUUACUGCAGAAGCUGAUCAAGGCCAUCUUCAUCAUGAGCAUUAUCAACACAACCAGAUGCUGAACUACAACAGAAGCGCCAACGGGACGAGCGAGAUCGUGGAGGAGCACUCGACGGAAGUCUUGGAGAUGGGCAGCCCGAUGUGGGCCAUCGUGGAGGACGAGAUGGAAGGAAUGAGCAUGAGCAGCCCGAUGUGGGAAGGAAUGAGCUUGUUCUCGUUGGACAUCCACAAAAACAGUGCAUGGGAACGCGGUGAGUGCGUGUACGUGGCGGUGAGAGAGAAGAGCGAGACGAGCAUGGACGCACUAACAUGGACGCUGAAGAACGCCGUCGUCAACGUGUCAAACACGACCGUUUUCCUGGUGCAUGUCUUCCCUGAGAUCCGCUUCGUUCCGAGCCUAUUAGGAAAUCUACCCAUAUCUAGGGCUAACGAACAGCAAGCACGAAUGGCCAGGGCACAAGAAAGAACCAAAAGGUACCGCCAACUUCAGAAGUAUCUGGACGCCUGCAUUUCCUUAAAGAUUAGGGUGGACACUAUACUCAUUGAGAGUGACAAGGUUGCGGAGACCAUCCUGGGGCUCAUCCCUGACCUCAACAUAACCAUGUUAGUGGUCGGCACUGCCAAAGCCAAUUUGAGGAGGUUGAAAUAUAAAAGGGGAAGUGGGACUAUUAAUCAGAUACUUCAGAAAGCCCCAGAGACAUGUGAGGUCAAAAUCAUAUGUGAAGGAAAGGAGGUGAUACUCGAGCAGAUGGCGAUGGGGUCGGGGUCACCGUCCACUUCUUGGCACAGCAAGUCGAUUACGCCUUUGCAAGGGAGUCCGGACUGGCCCAAGUGGAUGAAGGAAGGGAGUCAGCACAGCAAGCCGAUCACGCCUUUGCAAGGGAGUCCCAACGGGUCGAUCACGCCUACGCCUUUGCAAGGGAGUCCGGACUGGCCCAAGUGGAUGAAGGAAGGGAGUCAGCACAGCAAGCCGAUCACGCCUUUGCAAGGGAGUCCCAACGGGUCGAUCACGCCUACGCCUUUGCAAGGGAGUCCUAAUGGGCCGAUCACGCCUUUGCAAGGAAGUCCCGACGGGCCCAAGCCGAUGAAGGGAGGGAGUCAGCGCAGCAAGCCGAUCACGCCUUUGCAAGGGAGUCCCGAUGGGCCCAAGCUGAUGAAGGAACGGAGUCAGCGUAGCGAGCCGAUCACGCCCUGGCAAGGGAGUCCCGACGGGCCCAAGCCGAUGAAGAAAGGGAAACCGCUCGUGGAUUAUUUCUCAUUCUUUUGUUUCAAACCAAAGGCCUUUUGACAAGAUAUGGGGAUUUGUCCAUACUUUCCAUUUUCUUCUUUCUUUCUUUUCUUCUGUCCCUGAAAAUCGACUUCGGCUGCAAAGGGUCUGUAAAUGAGCAUAACCAGCCGAAGUUCAAUGCUCGGCCAAAGUCAACUCAGAGAAAAAAUUUGCGAAUUAUCUAAGAAAAUGCAGGCGAUGCGCCAAUCCCUCGAUCACCUAAAGACCACAUUUUUUCAAGCCGAAAAUAAGCAGGCAAAGAAGAAAUGAGAGAGAAGCUCCUUUCUUUGAAGAAAGAAUUCGAUCCCAAGCAGAUGAGGAAUCUUGAGCCAAAGCUCGUGGAAACGACUGAAGAGAUCGAGGUUCUACAGAACGGGAUGAAGAAGGUCCAUCCUUCCGACAUGGAUUCAGUCGAGGGCCUCUCUACGGAGCUUAAAGAUGCCACAAAGGCGUUACAAAACGUCGCAGAAGAAGAGAGCUCUUGUAGAGAGCUGGUGAAUCCUCUGAGGCAGGAACUGGAGGACAUGAAGAUGGAGCGCAUCAGUUUGGAAGCACGGGAAGCGGACUUGGAGAGCACCGUGAAGAACCUUCAAGCUGAAUUGGUCC
Molecule: messenger RNA, 2309 nt
Organism: Eucalyptus grandis
Lineage: Eukaryota; Viridiplantae; Streptophyta; Magnoliopsida; Myrtales; Myrtaceae
Exons: 4
Coding region: 420-1724 (434 amino acids)
Source: RefSeq, a predicted model, not a curated record